GCUCUCCGAUCGAUCGGACAUCAGUCGCUGCUCAUCGGCACUUAAGGCGUUUUUUUUUGGAAUUGGUAUCAUCGCACCAAGUGGAUUAGUAGUCAGCAUGAAGGUCUUCGUUUGCAUGUGUGCUCUGUUCGCUGUGGCCAACGCUGGCUUUCUGGGUCUCCUCGGAGGCGGCGGUGGUGGUGGCGGCGGCGGAGGCGGUGGUGCCAGCCUGAAGGCCGGAAUCAGCCUGGGUGGCAAUGGAGGAGGCGGUGGCAACGGAGGAGGUGGCUACGGAGGUGGCGGCCACGGCGGUGGACACGGAGGCCAUGGCCCUGUCCAGGUGGUCAAGGUGAUCCACCAGCAGGGAGGCGGCGGCGGUGGCGGCUACUCCGGCGGCUACUCCUCCGGCGGCUCCUAUGGCGGUGGCUACGGAUACGAGGCUGCUCCCCAGGUCUUCAAGGUGAAGGUCAUCUCUGGCGGCAGCGGCGGCGGCGGUGGUCACGGACAUGGACCCGCUCCCGGACCCGUCUACCUGCCGCCCUCUGGACCCGCCCCCUCCUCCGUGAAGGUGAUCAAGAUCCUGCAGGAAUCCGCGCCCAUUGUGAGUGCUCCGCUGGUGGAGAGUGCGCCCCAGAUCGUCAAGGUGGUGAAUGUGGCCUCGGGACCAGUGGCCGGACCCUCUUUCAUCGGCGGCGGUGGCUCCUCAUCCGGCGGUGCCGUCUCCCAGGUGAUCAAGGUCGUCCACGAGGAGGGUGGUUACUCCGCCGGCGGUGGUGGUUACUCCUCCGGUGGCUACUCCUCGGGUGGCUACUCCUCCGGUGGUGCCACCAAGGUGGUGCGUGUGAUCCAUGAGCACUCGGCUGUCGCUACUCCCGCCGUUGGUCCCGCCUACGCUCCCAUCGAUGUGCCCGCUCCAGUGGCUGCUCCGAUUGCUGCUCCCGUGGCCUCCUACCUGCCCCCCGCCCAGGAGAUCGCUGCUCCGGCUCCAGCUCCAGUUUACGCUGCUCCGGCUCCAGCUCCCGUGUACGCUGCUCCAGCUCCAGCUCCCGUUUAUGCCGCUCCAGCUCCAGCUCCGGUUUACGCUGCUCCUGCUCCAGUUUACUCUGCUCCCGCUCCUGCUCCAGUUUACUCUGCUCCCGCUCCUGCUCCAGUUUACUCUGCUCCAGCUCCCGCUCCUGUGUACUCCGCUCCAGCUCCAGCUCCUGUGUACUCUGCUCCUGCUCCAGCUCCCGUUUACUCCGCUCCGGCUCCCGCUCCCGUUUACUCCGCUCCAGCUCCCGCUCCCGUCCUGAGCGUUCCCCAUCCCGCUCCGGCGCCCGUGUUCGCACCCGAGGAGCCAUCGCUGCCCAUCGGCCACGCCCCCGCCCAGACCUACGGCCCACCUGGGUACUAGAGGCACCAGAGGAUGCACCAUCUACUUGGAGGACCUUCCUGCUAACUACAUCGAGAGCAUACCACCAUUCCUACACAACGCCAUGAGUUAAUUUAAGACAUUUUUUUUACCACAUUUUUUUGUUAGAAAAUAUAAUAGAAAAAAAACCAAAAA
This is a messenger RNA of Drosophila ficusphila, 1525 nucleotides long. Its product is annotated as skin secretory protein xP2. Gene Ontology annotation, molecular function: transcription coactivator activity. Bases 98 to 1372 code for a protein of 424 amino acids. The transcript has 2 exons. The record is from RefSeq and is a predicted model, not a curated record. Gene Ontology annotation, cellular component: RNA polymerase II transcription regulator complex. NCBI's taxonomy places the organism in Eukaryota, Metazoa, Arthropoda, Insecta, Diptera, Drosophilidae. Gene Ontology annotation, biological process: positive regulation of transcription by RNA polymerase II.